AUGCCUAAGAAUAAAAAUUCCAAGAAACGUGGAGGUGGGAAGACUCCAGAUGGCGCUGCUGUACUGCCGUUGGCCCACCCUAAAGGUGGUGAUGAUGAUAACGAGAGUGUAACAGAUAAAUGGAGUACACAGAGUGUGUUGUCAAAUGAUUCAAGUUUGCCUGGCUCAGAUUCAGCAGCUAAUGUUGAGGAUGACUCUGAAGGUGCAACUGAGCAAGAAAACUUUGAAGAUCAUUUCUCAGAAUUUUUGGAUGGUCUUUUGCAGAAAAGUGUGAAGUCACGUGUAACUGCUUUACAAGGUAUACAGAAUGCUCUCCAAAAGAAAUAUGUGGCAGAAUUUCUGACAAACAGGAAGGAAACACUAGCAGAUGGUGUGCUCCGUUGUUUGCGCAAGGGAAAGGGAGAUGAGCAAGCCCUGGCAGCCACAUGUCUCAGUUUGGUGGCGGUGCAGCUCGGUACAGAGGCUCAGUCCAUGUUCACCGUGGCACAGCCAGUUCUCACCAGCGUCAUGACAGACAAUGCCACACAUUACAAGGCCAGAGGAGCCUGUGCCACUUCACUAGCCACUUGUUGCCUGCUGUGUUGUGAUGACUUGGAGAAAAUCAAAUCUGUGACCAAAGCCCUGGAGGAUAUUUUUGGUCUUGGUUAUGGCAAGGGAGAGAACUCACCAACUGUACCCCCAGAGCUGAGUUGGCUGAUUGCUCAGGCAUUGAGUGCCUGGUGCCUGUUGUUAACUGUGGCACCACAGUAUGAGGUGCAGACACACAUCAAUAAUCACCUUGGGCCACUGCAGGAUUUGUUGAAGAAACUCUGA
Molecule: messenger RNA, 813 nt
Organism: Candidula unifasciata
Lineage: Eukaryota; Metazoa; Mollusca; Gastropoda; Stylommatophora; Geomitridae
Source: the annotation of a GenBank genome assembly